GAUAAUACAACUAGGGUUUACAACCACUCAAUCUAAACCCUCACACAAUUAUCUCUCUCAAAAGCCUCACACAAAAUACAGUCGUCAACACCCAAGAACAGCCACCAAACAAGCCAAAGAACAGCCUACUUCUGCGUUCUCCUGUUUGCACUUGCUCUCAAAUCAGCCCCUUUGCACCCAGCCACCUGCCUAAUCCCCCUCUCAAUCUUGCACCGAAAAACCCUAAAAUAAAUGCAUAGAUAUAUAUAGUCUGCUGACUUUGAGAAGCGGGUGGGCCUUCAUCAUGCGGAAACGUUGCCCAGCUCUCGUGGGCUCGUGGUCCCACUCACACAAGUAACAAUGAGCUUCCUUCUUCUACAGGUGAGUGUAGCAGGAGUCAAUCACGAUAACCUUCAUGAAUCAACAAAUCUCAAAGAUGACAACUCUUCCUUCUUUGAAUUCAAUGGUGUUAAAAUCCACCAUAAGAUUUGUGAGUGCCAAAACGAAAAUGAAGGAAAUGAUGCUGUUAAAUUGCCUAUGAGGCUAUGAUAUUGUUGCAUGGAUUUUUGGCCAGUAUUUUCUCUUGGGAUAAAGUUAUGAAGCCUCUCAGUGAGUUGGUUGGGUCUAAAGUCCUUGCUUAUGAUCGACCAGGCUUUGGAUUGACUUCGCGGACCGGUUAUCUUGGACCGUCGGAUUAUGGCGGCGGUGAAUCUACACCGUCGAAUCCAUACUCUUGUCGUUCUCUGUGUUGGCUACUCUUUCCUUCAUAGUAUUUUUGGGUGCUCAAAAAGUUAUUCUUGUGGGGCAAGAAAAAGGUUCUUUGUUUGAGUUUUUGAUUCAUCUUUAAUCUUAUUUUAAAACUUUAUAUGGCAUGUUCAGGCUUGAGAAGUUUAAUUAAACUUCUCUGAGUUUGGAUAAUAAAUGACCUCGAAUGAGUUACAAAUGUUUGCUCAAAUUUAUGCUCAGUUUUUUUUUCUUUUGAAUUCCCAGCAAAGAGAUUGGAAUUUGAGGUUUUUAUCAGAAAUGAUAUCUUAAGUUGUUCUGCUCAAGAUACCGAGAAAGAUGCAUAAUUUCUCACUAUGCAUAAUUUAUAUCUCUGUAUUCUUUCCUUUCUCGGUUUGCUUCAGCAUGGUUUUGUUGUUUGUUGGGAUGUUUUGUUAAGUUCAUUUUAAUGAAACAACGGGGUCAUGUUCAAACUUUAAUUACAAACUAGUCGAGAAACACGGAUGAAACAUUCUCAAAACUGGAACAAGUUAAAAGUGUUUGUACAAAUUCGAGCUCAUCUCUUCAUUUUCUUUGAAUUUCUGGCAAAGGGAUUGGAAUUUUUUUUUGUUUUUUUAACCCAUAAAUGAGGUCUUUUUCAAGCUUCUUGAUAAAAUGAAGGAAACCAAAUUUUCUUUUACUUUUCAAAAAAAAUAUGUUUCUUCUCCAAUAAUUUUAACUGAAUUAAAUUGUGUUAGACACUGUGCUGGUUGCCUUGUAGCAAUUAACACAUACUUUCAAGCUCCAGAGAAAGUCUCUGCUCUGAUUUUGUCGGCACCAGCAAUGAUUGCACCAUGGUUUUCCAAAGAGACAGAGAAUGAGACAGCGAUGGGGAAUGGAGAAGACUGGAAUUCGAAAUCAAAAUAUCGAGAAGGAUCUUUUGCUAGAAUUUGGAAGGUUUUUGUCAAGCUAUACAAGGUCACAAGAAAGUUUAUAUGGAAGAUGUUCAAGAGAAUUAAUGACUUGCUCUUCUCCAUUUACACCAAGGCUUUGUGUGUGUUCUUGAGAUCAGCUCUGGCUCGAGUAUUGCUGAGGAAUCUGGUAGAUAAGCUCUGUCAAUCAGGUAUUCGAUUUGCGUCAAGUCAGUGACGAUAUAAUAAAUGGUUAUACCAAGGUUAUUGUAAUGAUCUAUAAAUACUAAAACCAUAUAUAUUUUCCUUUUUUGCUUGUGUGGAGUUGUGCUAUUUAAUUUUCUGUAAUGUUUUAUGUUGGCCUCUUUGUUUUGAUGAUGUUUAACAAACAAUUUAUCACUAAUGUUGUUUGUCUAGU
Messenger RNA from Asparagus officinalis (garden asparagus), 2010 nucleotides. RefSeq lists its product as uncharacterized. NCBI's taxonomy places the organism in Eukaryota, Viridiplantae, Streptophyta, Magnoliopsida, Asparagales, Asparagaceae. The coding region runs from base 1357 to 1830 and encodes 157 amino acids. The record is from RefSeq and is a predicted model, not a curated record. The transcript is spliced from 2 exons.